This is a messenger RNA of Plutella xylostella (diamondback moth), 2312 nucleotides long. RefSeq names its product Osiris 22 (gene Osi22). Gene Ontology annotation, cellular component: membrane. NCBI's taxonomy places the organism in Eukaryota, Metazoa, Arthropoda, Insecta, Lepidoptera, Plutellidae. The record is from RefSeq and is a predicted model, not a curated record.
GAAAGGCCGCACACCUGUGCAUUUGUUUAGUGAACGCCAGAAUGGAUGCCCGCGCAACUGUCUUGUGCCUCGCCAUGUUCGCCGCGCUCGCGGCCGCUUCGCCGGAAACGGUGGAUUCGAAAUUGGAACACGUUGGGAGCAAACCGAAAAAGUUACACCUCCAAGAAGGAUUUUACGUCGAAGUGCCGAAAGAGAGCAACGCUACCGGGAAACUGCUGUCGUUCGGAGUCGAACUGAACAAGGACCAUGACGAGGGGCGAGGCAAGCAGAAGAAGUUGCUGCAGCGGAUCCUGCCGAUGUUCAUCAUGCCGUUCCUGAUCCAGUCGGCCAUCAUCCCCAUGUUCCUGGGCAUGCUCAAGUUCAUGCUGUUCAAGUCCCUGAUGGUGGGCAAGCUGGCCCUCAGCCUCGUCAUCCUCAACGCUUUCAAAAACCACAACUCCGUGAAGGGAAGAGAACGAGAGGACAUCGCCAGCGUCCACUACGGAUACAACAACAACGGCAUGGAAGAAUAUGGCGCAUAUGUUAACUAGUCGACAUUAUUUUUAGUAUCUUUAUAAGUAAGGUAGGACAAGAUAAAGUAAAAUAUCUAAUUUGUAGAGCAAUUAUGAACAUCGCGUGCUAAAACGAAAUGAAUCACUGUACAAAUAAUUGGUUUUCUAUGAUGAAUGAGAGAGCGAUCUCUCGGUCGCUUUUAGGCUUUGCAAUUUGUGUAUCGAUCUGUCACGGAUCGCGUGUAACAUUUGAAACGCGUUACAUUGCAUAAGCUUGUUUUUAUAUAACGCAGAGCUAGCAUUCGAAUUCCAGAAACAUAUCGAAUAUCUGGUUGUUAUCAUUCAAUAAUUAGUAUGUGGAGAAAAAGUGUGGCGGUCGGCGGUGGUCUUUAUUGAGGCGAGACGCACGCGCGGCGUGAAAGUCGCCGACUGCAGGUAAUGCAUUCAAUCUGACCAGAGGCGCCUAAUUCUGAUAAACUGAACCACAGAGUAAUAAUAACUAGUAACUGAACGAGCAAGGCCAUGAGCACGCUUUGCUGCUCCGAACAGAAAAAAGAGUACCUAACACUAUUGACAACGUACAACUUGAUUCGUUUUUUAAAACGGUUCUUGUUGACGGAACUGGCGAAGAAUAAAUAACAGAACUCCGCUAUCCAGAAUAAGGGCCGUGCUCCAUUUAUUGGCAACAAAAUAGUGGUUGUGGUCGUGUAGCUUUCUUGUGACAAAAAAUACAAUUAAAAGUGACAGUUCCAGUAACAGUAAACUUAGCUAACGCUAAGACUGUCGGUGCUAACAUUUUGGUUAAAGCUGUAGGUACUUUCACCAGUAGCAUUUUGGUUCUCAAGCGAAUAGUUAAGUUCGUAUAUUGCGAUAUAAAAAUGCAACGUUAUAAUCAAUAAAGAUUAAUGGUUGAGUGAGCUAGUUUCUGUAGGCGCGUAGGUAGAGACUAGAGAUAUAGAUCUUAACUAUAACAUAAAUGUAAUUUGAUGGGUUUUGUAAAACUGUCGGGAGAAACAUGUCUAAUAUAUUUAAAUUCAUUAAUGGAUAUUUUAUACGAAAAAUGCUGCGAGGCUUGAGACCUACUUUGAACUGUUUUGUAAGAAUUUUACCUUUCCUUUCGAAAGUGAAAAUCUGUGGACUCUGAUUUUAUUGCUAACCGUACCUCUGAUAUCCAGGGACUUAACACUAUAAAUUACUUGAGAAACUUUAUACUGCGCUGUGAAAAAUCAUUUAUUUUCUAAGGCCAUAAAUAGCCUUUCACUUAGGAUACCUAAUGUUAUGAUAUGAAGCGAUAUAAAGUGGUGCAAUUUCUAUGAUACCCGACUUAAGCCGACUAAAGUGAAAUCCAAUAAUUAUAGGAAUGCUUAUAAAUAGGUACACGUAAUGAACUUAUAUUUUAUUACACUCACUAGCAGGUACUUUAACUGGUUUCAAAACUGACGUCACGUUAAGCUCAACUUAAGUAUGACAGAUGAUAAUAAUAACGGCGUUGUGCUCGACUUACUUACUGAGCAGGACUUAAGUUCAUGUUUAUUAGGUAGAUUUUCUCAAAUGUGACUCACAUGAUGUUAAAAACAUUUCUAAAUUUUACUUUUAUUAUUGUGUUAUUACUAUUUAUGAUUGUUGCAAAGGCUAAACAGUUGAUCCUUUCUUGUCCUUCCUGUACAGAAUAUUAGUUGCCAAAAGUACUAGUUUGUAACUUAGCUUUUAGUGUAAAAUUCUUAACUUAUUCUAUUAUUUAUUGAAAGAAUCAAUUAUGACAUUCAUAAUUGGUUAUGUUAAUAAUUUAUUUAUGACGUAUUAAAUUAUUACCGAACUUUA